AAUAAACGACAUCUAUUUGAUCAUCCAUCAAUGAGUGGUUAAAACUUCAAACUCCAAACCGAUUGAAACAGUCGGUGAAAGAAAAUUGCAAGGCAAAAACAAACCAGAGCAACAUAAAGCUUUAGCAAUGGAGGCGAGACUCUCUGCAUCUUUGGGUCUCCCUUCUUCUGACUUAAAUCAUCCGCCAGUCAACACCGACUUCGGUUACCUUUACAGCCAUUUCAUCACUCUCACUUCAUCCCCGAAAAAUACUCAAAAACCCCUCAAACCUCACCUACAUCACCUCUCCUUUGCCUCUGCCUCCAUUUCUGGAGGUCCUCAACCUGGAAAACCCACCAAGUUUCGUAUUCCGCUCCCUUUUUCCAAUUUAACUGAAUCCCAGCAACCCAAAUCGCCUAAAUUCCCCAAAUGGCUAGAACCCAGAUCGAGAAACAGCUCCAAAGCCCAAAUCCUUAUGAAAAACUUAUCUGUCUUCGAAAGAGCUCUAAUCGGUGCAGGUGGUGGUGGAAUUGCCGGUGCAUUUACUUACGUAUGCCUUCUCCCACUCGAUACCAUCAAAACCAAAAUGCAGACAAAGGGUGCUUCCGAGAUUUAUGCUAACACCUUUGAUGCAGUAGUCAAAACUUUCCAGACGAAUGGUAUUCUGGGAUUUUACCGAGGAGUUUCAGCUGUUAUUGUAGGUUCGACGGCUUCUUCAGCUGUUUAUUUUGGGACAUGUGAAUUUGGUAAGUCUUUUUUGUCCAAAUUGGAGUAUCCGGCUUUGCUUAUUCCUCCAACUGCUGGUGCUAUGGGAAAUAUUGUUUCGUCAGCUAUAAUGGUACCGAAAGAGUUGAUUACUCAAAGAAUGCAAGCUGGUGCUAAAGGAAGGUCAUGGGAAGUCUUGUUGAGAAUUUUAGAAAAAGAUGGGAUUUUGGGUCUUUAUGCUGGUUACUCAGCUACUUUGUUGAGGAAUUUGCCUGCUGGGGUGUUAAGUUAUUCCUCUUUUGAGUAUUUAAAAGCUGCGGUUUUGAGAAAGACAAAACAGACUAAUUUGGAGCCAAUUCAGAGUGUUUGUUGCGGUGCUUUGGCUGGUGCAAUUUCAGCUUCUUUGACUACUCCUCUCGAUGUGGUGAAAACAAGGUUGAUGACUCAGGUUCAUGGGAAUAAAGUUGCUGCUGCUAUGUAUGGUGGGGUUAAUGCGACAGUGAAGCAGAUUUUGAAGGAGGAAGGUUGGAUUGGUUUGACUAGUGGACUGGGGCCUAGAGUUGUUCAUAGUGCUUGUUUUUCAGCUUUGGGCUAUUUUGCAUUUGAGACUGCCAGGCUUGCAAUUUUGCAUCAGUGUUUGAAGCAUAAGGAGAAGGAGUUGUCCAAAAUCAGUUGCACCGGCUUGAGUUACAAUUAGUUGGUGAUAAUGCUAAUUUUUAUCACUGUUUUGUUAAAUUUGUUAUGUUACCAUGUAGUGUAGUUCAAAGAAACUGAUUUUUGGCAUUACAUUAUCGUACAUUUCUUAGUUAAAGUUUCUGUUUUUUCUACUAAUAUAUAUCAAUGGAAAAUAAGUUUGAUUAAUGCACCAA
Molecule: messenger RNA, 1553 nt
Organism: Gossypium arboreum
Lineage: Eukaryota; Viridiplantae; Streptophyta; Magnoliopsida; Malvales; Malvaceae
Product: protein MITOFERRINLIKE 1, chloroplastic-like
Exons: 1
Coding region: 128-1381 (417 amino acids)
Cellular component (GO): mitochondrial inner membrane
Molecular function (GO): S-adenosyl-L-methionine transmembrane transporter activity
Source: RefSeq, a predicted model, not a curated record